GUCACAUGUAGCGGGGAAAGCAGGAAGUGUCCUCUGUCGAGAAAAAAAUGGACACAAACGACACGGAGAACGGUGAUGAAGAUUGGUGUAGUUUCUGUUUAAUUGCCAGCGGUCAAGACGAAAAAGCGGACGUUUUACGAAAAAAUACGCAACUGGUGUGUUUCCGGGACAUUUGCCCCGCUGCUCCUCAUCAUUACCAGGUUGUUCCCGUCCGGCACAUAAAAAACUGUUACUCGCUGCACAGUGGACACAUCAAACUUGUUGAAGACAUGGCUGAAAUGGGGAGAGCAGUACUCCGUGACCAAGGUGUCACAGAUAUGACAGAUAUCAGGCUGGGAUUCCACCAACCUCCUUACACUUCAGUGGAUCACCUCCACCUCCAUGUCCUCGCCCCAGCCAGUAAGAUAUCAGAUCAUAUGCUGUUUAAAUUCAUACCCGGAACACAGUAUUUUGUCAAUGAAAAAAAGCUAAGGAAGCGCCUAAAAAGUGCUUCCCUUCCCUAUUCUGCGGCUGCUACCAAGUACAAUAUACAACUGGGAGCUUAAUGAGAUAAUAAAAACGGGAAGCAGAGAAGCAGAGAGAAGCACUUGGUAGCAAAUGGGCUUGGGUAGCACUUGGGCACAUUUCACAGAGCUAUUGAACCUUUAGGGUAACAAUAGACACUGGUAAAAAGAAUGUGUUUUUUUAAUAUUUAUUUUUAUAUAGCAUACACACCUGCCUUUUUAAAACAUUUGUUGUUUAUUUUGCCCUUGACUUGCACAUAUUCAAAGCAAAGUAUGCUUCAUGUGUGAAUAAUAAAAUGUGUUUGCUGUUAUGAAGUGUAUUACAGUAUGGACUUGUGGUCAAUAUUGCAUAUGAAAAUGUAAAACGUGUUUGUAAAGAACUGUCACUUGAGUGGGAGCACCUGUAUUAUGGGAUUAUUCUAU
Dunckerocampus dactyliophorus (ringed pipefish) is the source of this 926-nucleotide messenger RNA. RefSeq names its product adenosine 5'-monophosphoramidase HINT3-like. Gene Ontology annotation, molecular function: catalytic activity. The record is from RefSeq and is a predicted model, not a curated record. The coding region runs from base 48 to 545 and encodes 165 amino acids. Lineage: Eukaryota; Metazoa; Chordata; Actinopteri; Syngnathiformes; Syngnathidae. The transcript has 5 exons.